AUGACCAAAGACACGGACGGCAAGGUAGCCGUGUAUGACGUGCUCAAGGCGUCCAGAGUGGAGGACUUGGGCUCAGACGUGGACUUCGAGGCCGAAGUGAAGAAGCGGUUCAAAAUGGUUUACGUUCCCAAUUGGUUCGCUGUGGACCUCAAGACAGGCCUACUGUCCAUACACUUGGAAGAGCCCGACUGUUUCGCCGCGUGGGUGUCGGCCAAGGAGUUCGGCUUCUACUCGGAGAACGACGGACCCGACCCUAAGAUCAAUUUGGGGGGACUCCUACUGCAGGCGCUGUUAGAGCACUGGCCGCAGAUCUACGCCAACGACGAGGAACUGGACCAACAGAACGGCCACCAAAUGAACGGACAGCCGAACUACGCGACGCUCAACGACUCGAAGCAGAAGCUGAACGACGGCCGGCCGGACAGCGCCGCCUCUGUAGGCGCCCGUCCUGUCAACCAAUACUUCUCUGUCCCACUGCACACACCCGUCAUAUUCAGCGAGGGAGGGAACCGGACGCUACUGAGGCUACUGGUGUGCGACGCGCGGCGCGAGACUGAGGACGUGCUACUGCAGGAGACGGUGCCUCCCUGGGUGCUCGACGUAGUGGUCAACAAGAAUAUGCCUAAAUUCAACAAAAUUCCCUUUUAUUUAUUACCGCACGUGUCGUCCGGCAUUAAACCACUGCGUAAGGAACGCCUAUCGGCCAGCGAUAUGCUACAGGUGCGCAAAGUGAUUGAACACGUCUACGAGAAAAUGUUGGGCACCAACUCCGAGACUGGGUCGACGACUACCGGGCCCGCCAGUGGUAGCGGUGCGGCGGCCACUAAUGGCCACAAUAGCGGCGGUGGUGCCGGUGCUGCGGCCGCCACGCAGAAAGUCAGUGAUAGUUAUAAUAGUUCCGGCGGUGAUAGGGAUGACGAGCGGCUGUCCAUAGCCGAGGAGAAGGUGGAGCUGUCGUGUCAGGACAUGACACUCGACCCGAACCUAGACUUGCGAACUGUGCGCCACUUUAUAUGGAAGUCCGGCGGAGACCUAGUAUUACACUAUAAGCCGCUUAAGUGA
Molecule: messenger RNA, 1062 nt
Organism: Oppiella nova
Lineage: Eukaryota; Metazoa; Arthropoda; Arachnida; Sarcoptiformes; Oppiidae
Source: the annotation of a GenBank genome assembly